GCACAGAGUCGUGCUCCUUUAAGUAGCAUUUGCCAUGGAUGAAGCAAUAGUCUAUGCAGACAUCACCUUACCUGCAGAAGCAUCCUCCACAAGAGACUUGCCUUCAGGGCAACAUUCAGAACCCCGACCUUGCCCGCGCUGGCAUUGGAUUGUGCUGUGGGCUGGAUUAGCUGGAAACAUCAUCCUGGUGGCUGCAGUGAUAGCGAUGGGAGUCUGGGCUAGAAAUAAAAACAAACAGCUGGUUGGGGCAUCCAUAUCAUCCUCAGAGCAUAUCAAAGGAUGUCAAUAUGGUCACAAUGGAGGUGAAGAAAACAGAACACUGGAGGAUUUCAAGUCUAGGUUGAAAGAGGAGUUGUGUGUGAAUUCAGCAUCAGCAGGUGAGAGCCAGCAUGGUUAA
Molecule: messenger RNA, 397 nt
Organism: Heteronotia binoei (common prickly gecko)
Lineage: Eukaryota; Metazoa; Chordata; Lepidosauria; Squamata; Gekkonidae
Product: killer cell lectin-like receptor subfamily B member 1B allele C
Exons: 3
Coding region: 35-397 (120 amino acids)
Source: RefSeq, a predicted model, not a curated record